UCUCCUUCUUGUACAAUUAAACAGUUGGAAGUGAGAAACUAAGUUGGGAAUUUAAUGCGAGCUUUCCUCUUAAUUCCACUCUUUAAAUAAUCCAGCGAGGGUUCUGAGCUCGCCUGCUCCAAAAUUCUCACCUUCCGCCAUUAAAGACAUCAACCACGACCUCUAGCUCUCCCCUUCUCUCUCUCCCUCUCUCUCUUCCGGCCACAAGCUAGCCCUCCUCUGUUCUCCUGGGGAUAGCAGCAGUAGCGGCAGCAGAGGGAUCAUAAAACAACAAUAUUACCUACUCCUCUGCAUCUUCCCCCUGCUGCUACAUCGCACAGAGUACUGCGCCGUGUGAAGCACACAAGCUUCCUCCUUUCCUCCAAAGUUCUCAUCUUUCCUUUCCGUUCCUUCUUCCUCCCCCUCCCUCCUCUCCUCUCCUCUUCUCUCUGGUAGCCGACCGUACUCCGCUGGGUUUUCUCUCUGUUUGCUGUUUCUCGCUUUGAAGUUAUCUUUACCCCUUUAUUCCUCUGCAAGAUCUCGGCGGAAUCCCCCCUUUUUGCUGCUUCUUUGUUUCCCGUUCUAAAGAUUUCACCUUGGCCGCCGCUGCUGGUUGAGGUUUCGCUACCGUGCGCUUGUCCGCUCCGUGGAAAGUGGAAACAGAGGUUCCGGGGAAGGAAACGGCCGCCGGGAUAUGAAGAAAGCUCGCACCUUGCGCGUCUUCUGGAACGACCCCGACGCCACGGACUCCUCCGGGGACGAAGAACAUUACGGCUUCUCUGGUCGCCGUCGGGUAAAGGAGAUUGCUUUCGAGUGCUGCGAAAGAAAGGGAGGGAGGGCGAGGAGGAAGCGGGCGGGGGAGGAGCGUCGCAAGCCGAGCGGCGGGAGCACAAAGUUCCGCGGCGUCCGCCGGCGGCCAUGGGGGAAGUAUGCGGCGGAGAUCCGCGACCCCUCGCGCGGCGUCCGCGUGUGGCUCGGCACCUUUGACACCGCCGAGGAGGCGGCAUUUGUGUACGACUCCGCCGCGUUGCAACUCCGCGGCCCCGGCGCCGCCACUAACUUCUCCUCCGCUUCCGCCGCUCGUCCCGCCGCUCGAGAGGAGCCCAUUCCCACAUCCGUCUCCGCCGCCUAUGACUCCGGCGACGACUCCCACGUCCUCUCCUCCCCCACCUCCGUUCUCCGGCCAUUCCCCUCCCGCUCCGUUAAUGAAACGCCCGCAGAAGACCACAACGCCGGUCUUUGGUCACCGGAGUUCCUACCAAUUCCAUUGGACGACGCGCCGCCCUUAUACAACGAUCUUUCGUGUUCAGCUCUGUGGCAGUCGACCCAACCAAGCCUCUACCAGAAGGAGACAACAUCCUGGAUCGCCUUCUCCGCGCCGCCGCAGUACUACUCGGCGAACGAUUCGCCGGCGCGGGAAGAGAACGAUUACUUCCACGGGAUCGGCGAUCUCUUCCCGCUCGAACCGCUACCCGCUAUAUUCUAAAAUUAAACUCUUCGUAACUCCGCUACUUUGUGCCGUUUUUCCUCGGAGGCGGCCGUUACUUAAAUUUGUGGCGCUUGUGGCUUGUCCUGCUCAUUGUAUCGGUUAUUUUGUUUAAAAAUUAAGGCGAAAUUUUGGCGUGUAUCAGUGAAUUAUUUAUUUAUUUUAAUCGUUGAAAAUU
Messenger RNA from Zingiber officinale, 1643 nucleotides. RefSeq names its product ethylene-responsive transcription factor CRF4-like. Lineage: Eukaryota; Viridiplantae; Streptophyta; Magnoliopsida; Zingiberales; Zingiberaceae. The transcript has a single exon. Bases 674 to 1465 code for a protein of 263 amino acids. Gene Ontology annotation, molecular function: DNA binding; DNA-binding transcription factor activity. The record is from RefSeq and is a predicted model, not a curated record. Gene Ontology annotation, biological process: regulation of DNA-templated transcription.